AUGACCGCUUUGUCGCUGCUGUUCUUAGCCGUGUCGGCGGCCUCUGUUCUGGCUGAAUCCACUGUCUAUUUCCGUGAGCAAUUUGAAGACGGGGAUGCCUGGAAGAGUCGCUGGGAGGAAUCCAAGCACAAGAGUGACUAUGGCAACUUUGUCCUCACUGCGGGCAAGUUCUACGGUGAUGCAGAGAAGGACAAAGGUUUGCAGACGAGCCAGGACGCCCGCUUCUACGCGCUGUCUUCACGCUUCGACGACUUCAGCAACGCGGGCCAACCCCUCGUUAUCCAGUUCACCGUCAAACACGAGCAGAACAUCGACUGCGGCGGCGGCUACGUCAAAAUUUUCCCCUCGGACCUCAAGCAGGAAGACAUGCACGGGGACUCUGUCUACAACAUCAUGUUUGGUCCUGAUAUCUGCGGGCCUGGCACAAAGAAAGUUCACGUAAUCUUUAACUACAAGGGCAAGAACCAUUUGGUUAACAAAGACAUCAGAUGCAAGGACGACGAAUUCACUCACUUGUACACGCUGAUCGUCAACCCCGACAACACGUACGAGGUGAAGAUUGACAACAAGAAGGUGGAGUCCGGCAGCCUGGAGGAGGACUGGGACUUCCUGCCCCCCAAGAAGAUUAAGGACCCCGAAGCCAAGAAACCUGAGGAUUGGGACGACCGUGAGAAAAUCCCUGACCCUGAUGAUGUCAAACCGGAGGACUGGGACAAGGUUGAGAACAUUCCAGACCCCGACGCCAAGAAGCCAGAUGACUGGGACGACGAGAUGGACGGAGAGUGGGAGCCUCCCAUGAUCGCUAACCCUGAAUACAAGGGCGAGUGGAAACCCAAAGAGAUCAGCAACCCCGCCUACAAAGGCAAGUGGGUCCACCCUGAGAUCGACAACCCCGAGUACACCGCCGACGCUGAGAUCUACAAGUACAACAGCGUCGGCGUCAUUGGACUCGACCUGUGGCAGGUUAAGUCUGGCACCAUUUUUGACAACUUCCUGAUCACCAACGACCCGAAACUGGCUGAGGAAGUCGGCGACGACACAUGGGGCAAAACUAAGGACGCCGAGAAGAAAAUGAAAGACAGCCAGGACGAGGAAGAACGAAAGAUCCGCGAGGAGGAGGACAAACAGAGGAGAGAGGAGGCGAAGGACGACGAGGAGGAUGGUGAAGACAAGGAUGAAGAGGACGAGGAGGAAGACGGCGAAGAGGAGAACGAGGAUGAGGAGGAGGAAGACGAGGACGACGGAGACUCCCCCAUGAAGGAUGAGUUAUAA
Messenger RNA from Nerophis lumbriciformis (worm pipefish), 1272 nucleotides. The record is from RefSeq and is a predicted model, not a curated record. NCBI's taxonomy places the organism in Eukaryota, Metazoa, Chordata, Actinopteri, Syngnathiformes, Syngnathidae.